AUGGAGGAGACGGUGCCCUCGGUGGAAGCCUACGAAGCGGCCAUGGUGCUGAGUGGGGUGGGGGACGCGCUUGGGUACCGGGGGGGGCGCUGGGAGUACUGCACCUCAGGACCCCAGAUCCACGCCGAGCUGGCCGAGCUGGGGGGGCUGGAGGCCAUCACCCUCGAGCCCCCCGAGUGGCCCGUCAGUGAUGACACCGUCCUCCACCUUGCGACCGCCGAAGGCCUGGCCACAGGCCUGGAGGGGGAACCCCUCUUGCAGGAGCUGGCUCGCCGCUACGUGGCUGCCAUGGGUGACAUGGAGGGCCGCAAGCCGGGGCCCACCAGCAUCCUGGGCACCUCGCAGCUGCGGCCUGGGGAGCCCGAGGGCUAUCGCAUUCCCUUCAACCCCACCGGCACUGGCUGUGGGGCCGCCAUGCGUAGCCUGGCCAUCGGCCUCAGGUACCCGCAUGCCUGGGAGCUGCCGACGCUGAUCCGGGUGAGCAUCGAGAGUGGGCGCAUGACCCACCACCACCCCACCGGGUACCUCGGGGCGCUGGCGGUGGCCCUCUUUGGGGCUCUGGGGGCUCGGGGGGAGCCCCCAGAGCGCUGGGGGGCUGAGCUGCUGCGGGUCCUGCCCCUCGCAUGGGACUAUGUGGAGGGUGCCGGGGUGGCCGUGGGGGACAACGCUGCUGCCUGGCCCUUCUUCAAGGAUGCCUGGCAUCGGUACCUGGAAUCCCGGGGCCUUCUGGAGGGUCGUGGCCCACCACAGGUGCCAUCCCUUCCAUCACCGGCUGAGCGGGAUGCGGCAUACCUGGUCUGGGCACUGGAUGGGUGGCCAGGGCGCAGUGGGCAUGACGCACCCAUGGUGGCCCUGGAGGCCCUGCUGGCAGCCGGCGGAAGCUGGGGGGACCUGUGUGCGAGGGGGGUGCUGCAUGGCGGGGACAGCGAUUCAACGGGGACCAUUGCCGCUGGGUGCUGGGGGCUGCGGGGGGGGCUGGCGCCCAUCCCCCCUGGGCUGCACUGCCGCCUUGAGCACCGUGAGCGGCUGCGUGAUGCUGCCCACCGCCUCCACGCGCUGGCCUGGGGGAGAUGCUGA
Messenger RNA from Gavia stellata (red-throated loon), 1077 nucleotides. RefSeq names its product ADP-ribosylhydrolase ARH1-like. Bases 1 to 1077 code for a protein of 358 amino acids. Lineage: Eukaryota; Metazoa; Chordata; Aves; Gaviiformes; Gaviidae. The record is from RefSeq and is a predicted model, not a curated record. The transcript has 7 exons.